UUCAACUGACAACUGCUGUCUAGAACAGUGUUUCGGUGGAGUUAAGGAGUUGUGGGACAUCACAAAAGUUGACGAAGUAACGCUUUAAUUACGACGUUUAGGCAAAAAGUUAAUUAAGAAUCCUGUCUUUGUACUCGGACACGGAAAUAAAGUGUUACCUUUAUAGAAGUCGUCGCCAGCACCUCAAAAUUGCAACGUGAACACUGUUUGGGAGAGAAUGUCGUGAAUGAACUUAAGAAACUUUGGUAACCUGGCCCGUUAAGUUUGUUAAAAUGAGUAGCAGUGUAGGUCGUGUGUCGAAAAGCAAACCCGCAAAGUUGGGUCGUGGACCUAUUCAACGGGAUAUUUUACCUCUCAUUGUCACAUUAACAACUUAAUCCAAGUGGAAGUGGCAGGUCAUGUCAGCAUCAACAGCAGCAGCCAGCUCAUCCCAACACCGGGUCAAACACAACCGCUCCCCUACAGCAUGCUGCACCUCUUGUAGCAACAACACCACCACGGUCCGGUUGCAGCCUAUCCGUACCACGGUGCCGUACCAGCUUUUGCGUGGAAAUCAGCACAGCCCAACCCGCUCCGCUUCCUCCUCCUUCUCAGUAGCCGGGAGCAACACAGGACCGACGACGUCCCGUUGCUCCAGUCCCGCCAACCCGAGUGGAAGCGGCUCGGACGGCAGGCUGGUCCCCAGGCAGAGACUCUCACCGCCGGACAGCAGAAGCUCAUCAGAACGUUCCCCAUAUUCGCCUGUUUCCAAAGUUGAAAGGACAAAGUCACAGCAGGUGUGCAGUGUUGGGCAGAUUUCCUCCUUGGGCACUAUCACUGGGCCCUACCUCACCGGACAGUGGCCUCGUGACCCCCAUGUGCUCUACACAUAUUGUAUGAAAGAUAAAUCCACACAGACUCCUGGAUGUUGGAGUGACGAAAGAGGAGAGAAGAGGAGCACCCACCAGCGCUCUGCUUCGUGGGGCAGCGCCGACCACCUCAAAGAGCAGAUUGCGAAGCUUCGGCAGCAUCUCCAGCGCAGUAAACAAGGAGGACGCCACAGUAAAGACAAAGAUCCACCGUCCCCCAUCCAGUGCAACAUCAUCACCCACACCACCCUCACCAGCACUACCAACCACACCUCCACAGCCAGCCACAUUCAGCACUUUUCCAUGUCGAAGUCGGCCCAGAUGCCGCUGUCCAACAUCACAGUGCCAAAGCCCUCCAUCUCAAGGGUGCCCAGCAGCAUGGAGGGCAUCAACCAUGAGCUGGAGAAGGUCUUCAUCAAAGACAAUGGAGAGAAGGAGGAGCUCAAGUCCCUGGAGGUUCCUGACGGGCGACGAGCACCCUUCCCUCCCCAGCAGCGCAGCAGCAGCAGCCGCAGCGUGGACACCCAGACUCCCUCAGCCCCAGGCCGGUCCAGCAGUUGCUCCAGCCUGUCGCCCUGUCCCUCGCCAGCUUGCCCACCAGGAUCACAUGACGGCAGCCCCUACUCCACAGAGGACCUACUGUACGACCGUGAUAAAGACAGCGGAAGCAGCUCACCAUUGCCCAAGUUCGCCUCUUCACCCAAACCCAACAACAGCUACAUGUUCAAGCGAGAGCCACCAGAGGGCUGUGAGAAGAUUAAAGCUUUUGAGGAGAUGAGCUCGAGGCAGUCCACAUCGGCAUCAGUCCCCCUCUUCUCCUGCCCCGACAAAAACAAGGUCAACUUCAUCCCAACAGGUUCGGCAUUCUGCCCCGUCAAACUCCCCGGCUCCCUGCACCUCACCCCAGCCUCAGAGCCUGAGGAGGACGAGGACAACGUGGAGGCAGGCCCCGGCUCAGAGCCCCAGGGGGCCACACCAUUCUACGGCGCUCCCUCUCAGGUCUCCACGAGCACCAGCACAGACGACCCUCCGGAGGAGCCCAGCUCGCCCUCAGAGACUGCAGACGCCCAGACAGACAGCCCGGCCAUCAGCUAGACCUGAGCAGAGCUGGCCUCUGGCUCCGGGAUCCACGCUAGCGACCACCGACUAUCACCACUAACUGUCCCACAACACCUCCCUCUGUUCUGCCAGGGGAGUCUCCGACUCUCUGUGCUGACCCCCUCCAUCCCCUUCUAUCUCUGCAUGACGUAGCAACAAUGUCCCGAUUAACCACCACCGCCACCACAAAGACUCGCCACCUUAAUGUUCUCUCCUGCAUAAUGUCUGAGCUGUUGUUGGUAGGGUUGGUAAGGACCUGAUGGUUAAAGGUUACUGUAUGCAGGCACCAGUGGGAGGAAUGGAGCACUCUGGAUGGGGGGGUGGGCAUGCAUUUUAAACUGGUAGUAUAUUUCUGACUAAAUUAUGUGUUGUGUUCUGUUUCAACAAUCACAGUAUGAAUAAGCUCUCUCUAUACAUAUAUACAUAAAUACAGUAUAUGUGUAUAUAUAUAUAUAUACACAUAUAUAUGGUAUAUGUGUGUGUGUGUGUACGUAUAUACACAGGCGUCCGUGCGCGCACACACACACACACACACACACACACACACAUACACAUAUAUAUAUAUAUAUAUAUGUGUGUGUGUGUGUAUAUAUAUAUAUAUAUAUAUAUAUAUAAGUGCAUAUAGAUAAGAAAAAUGCUUGUUUAAAAAAAAAUCCAAAAAUGUGUAUUGCUGUGUUAUGUACUGAACAGGAAAAACAGCUGUACUAUUCAGGAUUAUGUUUACACUAUCCAGGUCAUAUUGUUAAGCCCUGUCUAAAAAAUGCAAAGAGCAAAUAAUUUUGGCUAAGACUAAAAAAAUACAAAAUGGCCACAAAUUGGUUGCACAGUGUCUGCAUCUGGCCUCGCUUCAGGUAUUUCACAAUCAGAGUCUAUACUCAGGUAAUUUGGAAUGUAUGUCCAUAUAAAUAUCUGCAGCUUGACAAAAGCAGAGCAGAUUCACUGUCAUUUAUUCCUGGUUUUUUCUCAUUCCCAGACAAAUUAAUCCUUUUUGUUCCAGAGUCUAGACCUGUGAUAGGAGCUGCAGAGGGUAAAGGGUUAAAGUAGUGGGCAUCCCCUCCUGGUUGCCUUUUUCAACUGGUGGUGGGAUACUGUACGGACCACACACACUGUGACUGAUGGCAUACGUGGCUGUGUGUAUACUGAUGGAAGCAUGCUGGACAGAGACUUGAAAGACGUACAGUGGUAGUCUGUUAUUUAAAUCUGAUGACAAUGUGUGACUGGCUCUCUUGAGACUAUCAACAAGUGGACGAAAUGGUCAAGUCUGCAGUGCCAUCACAUGAAAAUCACACUGAAGUAUUUGGUUCUAUACAUUUGCAGAUUGGAGGUGUAGUUGUACAAACAUUUUUCUGAGGAAGAAAUUGUCUUAUUUGUUAAGUGAAAGCCCAAGUCAAAGCAAUUUAACCUGACUUAAUCAAGACUACAGCCCAUCUGAUAAUGGAUUUCUGGGGACCAUAUCAAUAUCUGUGAAUUUCGAAAAACAAAAAAAAAAUCUCCCUGUAGGGGUCUAAUAGCCAAUCCAACCCAAUACAAAACAACAAAAUCAGACUGACAGAUGUACCGAGUGUAUGGUUGGACCAUUCAUUGUCAGUGUGAAAAAUUGAGGAUGGAAACUUGUUGUGGAAUUGCUAUUAACAAUUACAGUUGAUGGAAAGUAGCUAAAGCCUGCAUGAAAAGUCACUGAUGUCGCUAGAUAUCCAUGACGUAACCAUACCGUAUUUGUCUUCUGCCCAGUGUCAGCUGGUUCCAGCCCUUUACUUGUUUGUUUCUCUCCUACUCUCUGCGCUCACAUAUUAAGUAUUUUAACACAGCGGAAUUGCCAAUAAAGCUGUUCUCAUGUACAUGUUUUUCUGUUGCUGUUGUCAGACAACAGAACAAGUACAAACUAGUGACUGAAACACAGCCCACUAAGACUACAUGUUAACCAGGCUGUUGGUCUGCACUGCUAAAAUUUUAUAACUGUGACAUCUGACCAGUGACUCUAUUCUACAGAAGGUAGCUAAGGUUUGUCCAGAGAGUCACUAGAUUUACCGCUAGGUGCUUUUUGAAAGAAGUCACUAAAGUGAAAAGUUGAUAAAUCUAGCGACAGAGGUGCUAAGUCAUUAGCUCUGCCAACUUUAAGCAUCCUCGGUAAAUAGUUUGUUUUGUUGCCCCCAAGUGGCAAAAAAAAAAUCAAUGAAUGCAGUUUCAAAUCUGAGCAAAGCACGAAUAGAAACUACAGAUCUGAUCAGACAUUUGAUCCCUGCUUUUGGUACUUCACAGUAUCUUUAUAAUCAUUGGUACAAACACAUUUCUGUGGGUAACAGAAAGUAAUCAGGUAUGCUAUCCAACCCUAACCCCUACAGUGGAUGUAGCAACUGUUUAGUACAAGCAAAAAGUUAGGUCUGGCCUCAAGAUGAAUGUUUGUACAACUUUUACCCCCAGUCUGCAUUCAGUUGAUAUCCAAACCUAGACUGUUCUGAUAAUCCACAUAACUGCUAUUCCAUUAAAUACAUUCCAUGAGAUUUUAGAAUUCAAGACAUAAAUAGAUGAUGAUUCAUUCCUAAAAUAUCUCUCAGCCUUUUGAUUUGAUCGCUAAGAGACUAGCUACAGUACUAAGAGAUGUUUGGUUGCAUAUACAGUAGCAACUUCAUCUGUUUGAUGCACAGAUAAAGGGAUCACACCUGCCUGCCUUCCUCUCACUGUCUGUUAAUACAAAGUGUUGUAGGCAUCCUGAUGCUGCCACCAAGCAACAAAAUCUUCUGAGGAUCUCAUGUACUCUGUGCAAAACACCAUCCUGUAGGCUGUUAAAUGAGCAUCACCAUGCCCAAGUGUAAAUGAUUCACCACUUCCAUUUGCAAGAGUGAAACAUAAUCCACGUUUAUUUUGAUAUCUGGUGUGCUUGUGGAAUCCCUGCAUUGAUGUUGCAUUCAUAUUUUGCAUUUACGUGGCUUUUAAAGAGGCUCAAUGCAGUGUUGUGGUUUUUAAAGACAUUUCAGCACCUUACCAAGAGCUAUAGCUUUCCCAAUGUCCCAUAUAUACUCGGCAUUGGUAAACUAGAUGUGUGCAAUAAUAGGAAAAAAAGGUGUUGUCCUUCCGGAUGUUGUCCAUUCUUUGACUCAAGUGUCUCAUCUUGCAUUCCUUUGGUUUUGAGAAUGGGGGCUGGAUCAGCAAGUAGUUCUUUGCUAAAGCCAUCAACCAAUACAAAACCAGCACUGAGAGUGACCAGAGCACAUCACUGGCAGGUCAGAGUGUUCAUAACCUCACUACAUGAUACUCCUUGUGUAAUCUGCGUUGUCAAAGUUCAUGCACAAUGGCAAUAAAAAAACUAUUGGUUGUUUUGUCCA
Molecule: messenger RNA, 5269 nt
Organism: Lates calcarifer (barramundi perch)
Lineage: Eukaryota; Metazoa; Chordata; Actinopteri; Centropomidae
Gene: glcci1a
Product: glucocorticoid induced 1a
Exons: 8
Coding region: 399-1943 (514 amino acids)
Biological process (GO): podocyte development
Cellular component (GO): cytoplasm
Source: RefSeq, a predicted model, not a curated record